UCCGCAGCUCUACAAAACUUUAUACUGUUGCUCGAGCUCGGCUCGUUUCGUUUGAACCGACUUCGUUUGAUUCAAAAGAGUAAAAAUAAAAAACGCGAGGAUUACCGGAAAAAGAUUUAAGUUUUAAAUUUGUAAAAUGGAUUUAAUGUUUUCCGCAAAUCCAAAGAUCUCACGUUUGCCCUAAAAAAAACUUCGCGACGCGACGCGAGUGGAUUUGCACAAACUUUUUGGCAAGGCUUUUUGCUCCGCAAUUUUGUUUGGUUUACUGUUUUUUGUUUUGUUUUUCUUCGAAGCCAGACUGUCAGUCCAAAGGAUCCCAAGGAUUUUUAGCUGAAAGGAAAUAUGACACAUCAGAGCUUUGGUUGCCUGGUCAAGUGGUUCUAUCUGGUGCUGAUCGUGCACACGCUUCUCUGCAUCGGCCAGCUAGAGUGUCGCCAGCACCACAAUCGCAACAAUAAUAAUAAUAACAACAACAACAGAAGAGCGGACUCGGCCAGCUCGGAGGAGAGCCAUGGCAACACCAGCGAUGGCCUGGACAACUUUGGAGACAAUGAUAGCAGCCUGAUUGUUAGCCAUCAGCCGCGGCGAGGUCAGCGUAAAAAACAACAAAAUGGUGGAGGAGGAGGAGGUGGAGGUGGAGGUGGUGCUCCUGGUGGCAAUGGGAGCGGUAGCCACCGACAUAACCGCGAGGAGAACGGCAUUUCGCUGUGGAUCAACGAGCAGCAGCUCAAGAUGCUAACCGCUCUUUACUUUCCCCAAGGAUACUCGGAGAAACUGUAUGCCAUCCACAACGGUCGGGUGACCAAUGAUCUGCGCGACACCACGCUGUAUAACUUCCUGGUCAUACCAUCGGAGGUGAACUAUGUGAAUUUCACCUGGAAGUCGGGUGCCAGGCGCAAGUACUUCUAUGACUUUGACCGACUGCAAACGAUGGACGACAGCAUACUGAAGGCGCCGACGCUGUCCAUCCGCAAGAGCGGACGCAUUCCACAGGAGCAGAAGAAUUUUAGCAUAUUCCUGCCCUGCACCGGUAACAGCUCCGGCACCGCGUCCUUCAACGUCGGCCUCAAGAUCCAGACGCGCCAUAACAAGCCGCUCUCGGGCACACCGAUACGCCUCAACUUCAAAAAGGAAUGCGCCCACAGAGGUGUGUAUGAUAUAGACGCUUCCAACCCUACUUCACUAACAACUUUGCAAGCUCCCGAUCCAGAAUGCAGCUUGAAGUGCGGCAAGAACGGCUAUUGCAAUGAGCAUCACAUCUGCAAGUGCAACGUCGGCUAUACGGGUCAGUACUGUGAGACGGCCUUCUGUUUCCCGCAGUGCCUCAACGGCGGCAACUGCACGGCACCCUCGGUCUGUACCUGUCCAGAGGGAUACCAGGGCACUCAGUGCGAAGGCGGUAUUUGCAAGGACAAGUGCCAGAACGGCGGCAAGUGCAUACAGAAGGACAAGUGUCAGUGCUCCAAGGGUUACUACGGCCUGCGCUGCGAGUAUUCCAAGUGCGUGAUACCGUGCAAGAACGAGGGCCGCUGCAUCGGCAACAACAAGUGCCGCUGUCCCAAUGGGCUUCGUGGCGAUCACUGUGAGAUAGGACGCAAGCAACGCUCCAUCUGCAAGUGCCGCAACGGCGUCUGCCUCUCCCAGAAGCGCUGCAAGUGCCAUCCGGGCUUCUAUGGGCGUCACUGCAACGGCCGCAAGCGGAGUCAUGCCCACUGAGAGAUAGCGGUGUUUAAGUGACCCAAAGUGGAGGCGCACGCACACCAUCUAUUGUAAUCUUCAUUAAACACUUGCUACACGAUUUCUAAUAAAAGCAACAACAACAACGACAACAGCGACAAAAGGAUGAAUCGAAAAUAAUUCUAAUUGUGAUAAAAUUUUUUUGUAAUUUAAACAUUUUUAAAUAAAAACAAAAUCUAAAAGUUGA
Messenger RNA from Drosophila kikkawai, 1924 nucleotides. It is a transcript of the gene shf, whose product is annotated as WNT inhibitory factor 1. Gene Ontology annotation, cellular component: extracellular region; cell surface. Gene Ontology annotation, biological process: anatomical structure development. The record is from RefSeq and is a predicted model, not a curated record. Gene Ontology annotation, molecular function: signaling receptor binding. NCBI's taxonomy places the organism in Eukaryota, Metazoa, Arthropoda, Insecta, Diptera, Drosophilidae.